Molecule: messenger RNA, 3113 nt
Organism: Hypomesus transpacificus
Lineage: Eukaryota; Metazoa; Chordata; Actinopteri; Osmeriformes; Osmeridae
Product: sterile alpha motif domain-containing protein 11-like
Exons: 5
Coding region: 180-1667 (495 amino acids)
Biological process (GO): positive regulation of transcription by RNA polymerase II
Molecular function (GO): RNA polymerase II cis-regulatory region sequence-specific DNA binding; DNA-binding transcription activator activity, RNA polymerase II-specific; protein binding
Source: RefSeq, a predicted model, not a curated record
UAACACACACCUCACACACACACUAACACACACCUCACACACAUCAGCCGUACUAAGGCUGAAGCUAGGAGAUCUAUGCUUCUGAAGACUGGCCCUGUGUCUUCGCUUUUAUCCAGCUUUAACUGUCAUCGUUUUCCAGGCUAAAAUGUUGUGUGUUUUCUUGAUGUUUUCUCAGGGAGAUGUCCCACCCUCCACCUCUGCUGUCUCCUCAGAACGCCCCCCACAUAGCCCUGGGCCCCCACCUGAGGCCACCCUUUCUGGGCAUGCCUUCCGCCCUUUGCCAAGCUCCUGGCUAUGGCUUCCUCCAGCCUGCCCAAGCUGAGAUGUUUGCCCGGCAGCAGGAGAUGCUGAGGAAGCAGAACCUGGCUCGGCUGGAGAUGUCCGCUGAGCUGCUGAGACACAAGGAGCUGGAGAACCUCCACAGGCAGCAGCAGCAGCGUCUCCUGGGCUCUGAUUCCCUGUCCGGCCUGCCCCCCGGCAUCCCCCCGGACCACCCCGCCCUGCGCUCCCUCCACGACAUCCCCGAGGGACACCCCCUCCGCGAGGAACUCAGCCGACGCUCCAACGCCAUGCUGGUGCUCCGCCACGGCAGCAACGCGCCCCUGCUGGCCCUCAACCACCAGGCCACGGCGAGGGCCACCACGCCCAAAGACUCCCAGGAACAGAGCUCCGCGUCCGGGCCCAGCUCCAGGAAGGGCUCCCGCAAGGGGCCCCAGACGCAGGUCCGCGGCGGGGCUCACCAAGCCGCGGACCACAGAGGGAGUCUCGGAGAAGGGCGAGAGAGGGAAGGAGACACAGAGGGGCAGGAUGAGGAGAUGAAGGACUCUGAUAGUGAGGCGGAGGCGGGCGAGGAGAGGCACGAGGGCUCGGGUGCCAAGGCUAGCGACAGACUCCACAGGGACAGAGACGGCUGCCCGGGGAAAGAGCCCGGGGGCAAAGGUGCGUGUGAGGGUGCGAAGGAGGCCGGCGAGGGCUCGGGGCGACUCAGCGCCCCCUGUAGCUCGGUGGGGGCAGAGUCGCCCAGUCAUCACAUCUUCACCCCGGGCCUGGGCAAGAGUGAGGUCAAGUACCACCUGCCACCUGGAGCCUUGCCCCAUUUGCCCGCUUUCCACGGCCAGACGCUGCCCUUCGGAUUCCCCUACGCCAACCCCUACUUCCACACCGCAGCAGGCUCUAUGGGAGGCCUGUUCCUGGAUGGAGAGGACUCGUCUACGGCGCCCCCGGUGGAGGACAUCAGCAAGUGGAGCGUGGAGGAGGUGUGUGGCUUUGUUGGCAGCCUGGCUGGAUGCGCUGAGUACACACAGGUGUUCCGGGAGCAGGCCAUUGAUGGAGAGACCCUGCCCCUGCUCACAGAGGAACACCUGCUCAACACCCUGGGACUGAAGCUGGGGCCCGCCCUCAAGAUCCGCUCCCAGGUGGCGAGGCGAGUUGGCAGGAUCUUCUACAUGACCAGCUUCCCGCUGGCACUCCCCCUUCCACCAUCUGCCCUGCGCCCCCCAGACAGGGACCCCCUGCCGUCAGAGACCCCCCUCGCCCACCGGCCUGCCUCUGCUAGCAGCAGCUCUUCCCCCUACAGUGGCCCCGCCCCUUCUUCACGCUCCUCCCCCAAGCAGGAGAAUGGCAAUGUCUCUGCUUCAGCAGGCUACGAGGCCAAGACCCCCUCGUAGGAUAGACGGGGGCCGGUUGCCCCGUCGAGAGGGCGGGGCAAGGGGAGGUAGGCAACAACCUCCGCCCUGAAUAACUCUUGAGUGGAAUCUCCUCUCUGAACUUCACCCUUCAAGAACUAUACGCUGAGGCUGAAUAGACGUUUUGAGGAACAAACUGAAAGACAGGAAAAAUGACAAAAUGGACAGAAUCAUGCAUCGCAAUCAACCUCCAGCUCUGCAGCAUUUUCUGGCUGAGCAGAAUCCAAAGACGGGGAAAAUGGGUAGGAGGGAGAGAGACAACGGGAGAGAGAGAGAGAGAGAGCGAGAGAGAGAAAGCAGACAGCUGGUCUUAGACAGCUUGCCAAAAAAAAAAAAAGAAGAAAAAAAAAAGGAGCGAAGCCCCACAAACACGACAUUCUUUUGAGUCAGACAGACAGACGCUAGCGGAAACCCUUCCUUCCUGGACUGGAGGAAGCCCCCUCUCUCACUCUGCCCGUCUGUCUUUCUGUCUGCUCCCCAACACACUCUGCGGCGCCCGCCACUUUAAAAGGAACGCCUCUUCCCUCUUUCCUAUUCCUCUUCUUCUCUCUCCAUCUUCUUCUCCCUCGCAGGCUGUGGAGCUCCUGGGGCUUAGAGGAGCCGUACAUCAAAGCUGGAGCCGAAGCAUAUGGCUCAACAGGAACUUGUAACUCUCUUGUUAUUGCAACUAUGCAUUCCACUGUCCAAUACCAAAGAUGAGUGGAUGAGUGGAAUUGGAACGAUAUUUAAUGUUGUUUCUGGUUACAAGUGGUUUUUACAUUGUAGGACGACAUAACUGGUCAAGUGGGGGUUGGGGGGACUGGUCUGGUACCUCAAAUGGAGGGAGUGUUAGUUAAAAGGGGGCUCUUUUUAAGGUGACACCAAUACCACACCUCAUGUUUGAUGUUGUACUGGGCUGGUUGUAAGGUCGGUCAUGUGCUCAAACUACAGUGAAAGAUCCAUGGCUUUGGCUCGUCGGACUAACGUCUUUUCGAAAUGAUCGUGGUGACUACUGUGGCUGACGAAAACAGAAAGAAUUGUACAGAAUCACGUUUUAAGAUGAAAAUAUCCUGAAGGUUAUGUACGUGGUACUUUUUUUUUGUAGAUGCACGAGUAAAAUUUUCUGUUGACUGAACAAAAAUUGACAUGCUAACUUUGGUGGUACUUUUGUUAACAUUUUCUGUUUGACGAUUGUAAAAUUAAGGACAUCCCGAUCUUGAAUGCUACUUCAGCAUAUAAAUGAGGAAAAAUAGUAUUUAUAGGACUUUUGAUGUAGUUAGACAGAUUAUGAUACAGUAUGUAUGGAACCCAAAGAACCUUUUUCUUUAUUUUCUCUUUGUUGCAGGGAAAGGAAAGGCACAAAGCUCUUAAAUGCAAAUCUUUGAAUUUAUGGAUUUUUUUUAACUAUGUUGUAAGCAAUGAAUAAAAAAAUGGUUUAGAUUUCCCAUU